Letharia lupina is the source of this 1839-nucleotide messenger RNA. RefSeq lists its product as uncharacterized. The record is from RefSeq and is a predicted model, not a curated record. Lineage: Eukaryota; Fungi; Ascomycota; Lecanoromycetes; Lecanorales; Parmeliaceae. The transcript is spliced from 3 exons. The coding region runs from base 1 to 1839 and encodes 612 amino acids. Gene Ontology annotation, biological process: proteolysis. Gene Ontology annotation, molecular function: metalloendopeptidase activity.
AUGAAGGUGCCGUGCCGAAUAGGCACAGUCGUCAGCACGAUAUGCCUUCUAUUUGCCUCUGUCCAAACACAUUCCCUGAGCAGAAAACCUCUAAACUACUUGACCCUCGUCGAGAACGCUGAAAUUGGCACGCCUUCGUCCCGGGUACAUGCUUACUCACACUUCGACCUCUUCUUCGACCUUCACCAGGAAAGGCAGCAGGUGAAGCUUACUCUGGAACCGAACCAUGAUAUAAUUGCAAAAGGAGCGUCGGUGCAGUAUCUAGGACAGGACGGCGAAUUAGUACGCACAGAGGAGAUCGAUCGACGAGCGCACAAAGUUUUCAAGGGAGAUGCAUGGACCCAGGAUUAUGAUGGGAGAUGGACGAAGAUAGGUUGGGCCAGAAUAGUCAUUCGGAGAGAUGGAACCGACCCGUUGUUUGAAGGCGCAUUUACAAUCAUGCACGACCAUCACCACAUCCAAUUACGAUCCAAUUACAUCUCUACAAAGCACGCAUUGGACCCUGAGGUGGAAUUAACUGACGACGAGUACAUGGUCAUAUUCCGGGAUUCAGACAUCGACAAGAGACCAUUGAACGGGCACACAGAGCUACGGAGGUCUGGCGAAAUUCAAGGUUCCUGCAGAUCUCAUGAACUACACUUCAACUCCGACCCCCAGCAAACCGUGCUGAAACGCAGCGUUGGAUCUUGGGGCGCUGCACCGAUCAUUUCACUAUUCGGGAAGCGACAAAUUGAUACUGGCGGUAUCCCUGCUGGGGGUAACUCUGGAAGUGUCAAUCUGAAAAGCACUAUCGGUAAUUCAGCUGGUUGUCCUACAACACGAAAAGUGGCUUUGAUUGGUGUAGCUACCGAUUGCACCUACACUGGGUCGUUCAACUCAUCCGAAACUGCACACUCUAAUGUGAUCACUCAGAUCAACUCAGCUUCGAAUGUGUACGAGAGUACUUUCAAUAUCUCAUUGGGGCUCCAGAAUCUCACUGUCAGCGACGCGACAUGCCCUGGCACCCCAGCGGCUGCUACGCCAUGGAACACUGGCUGCGGAGGCAAUACGUCUAUCACAGAUCGGCUCAAUACGUUUUCGCAAUGGCGAGGUGACAACCCGGAUAGCAAUGCUUAUUGGACCCUUUUGACUACUUGUCAAACUGGUGCUGAGGUCGGUUUAUCAUGGCUUGGCCAACUCUGCGUGAACGAUGUAACGAACAGCUCGGGAGAAGUCGUCAGUGGUGCCAAUGUGGUGGCAAAGACUUCCACAGAAUGGCAAGUCAUUGCCCACGAAUCCGGUCACACCUUUGGAGCCGUCCAUGACUGCGAUUCGCAGACCUGUGCAUCAAGCGAGACUGUCAACUCCCAGCAAUGCUGCCCUCUCAGCACCACUACCUGCGAUGCGGGGUCCAAGUACAUCAUGAAUCCUUAUGAGGUGGAUGGCAUAUCGGCAUUCAGCGCCUGCACUGUCGGUAAUAUCUGCUCUGCCCUUGGCCGCAAUACGGCCAACAAUGCGGCAACGGCAUUGUCGAAGAGGGCGAAGACUGCGAUUGCGGGGGCACCGCGAAUUGUGGUAGCAACGCCUGCUGCGACGCCACGACCUGUAAAUUCAAGGAUGGCGCUGUCUGCGAUCCCUCAAACGAGGACUGCUGCACUAAUUGCCAACUCUCCAGCGCCGGUACAGUAUGCAGAGCCAGUACCGGCCAGUGCGACCCGCAGGAGACCUGUAGUGGCACCAACGCGACCUGUCCCCCCGAUGCCUCUGCGCCCAAUGGACAGAGCUGCGGAAACAGCUCUCAAAGCCUCCAAUGCGCAAGCGGACAAUGUACAUCAAGGGAUCAGCAGUGCAAGACAUUGA